AUGCCGCGGGAAGCAGAGCCCUCGCUCAAUGAGCGCGCAUUUGUGCUACAAGCACUGCAGGAGGACAUUCGCAUUGAUGGACGGGCACUAGAUGAGUUUCGAGGCAUAGACUUGAAGUUCGGCCCCGAAUAUGGCGUUGCAGAUGUGCGACUAGGGAAAACAAGAGUCAUUGCUCGUAUUUCUGCCGAAGUGACAACACCGUUUCCCGACCGAAAGUUCGACGGCGUCUUCACAAUAGUUACGGAACUCAGUCCAUUAGCAUCCCCUGCCUUCGAAGUUGGUCGACAGACAGAGCAAGAAGUGAUUCUCUCUCGGAUCCUGGAAAAAGCUAUUCGACGGUCGAACGCCCUGGAUACAGAAGCGCUCUGUUUAAUUGCGGGUCAGGCGGUAUGGAGCAUACGAGCGGACGUGCAUGUUGUUGACCACGAUGGUGGACUAGUGGAUGCGAGCUGCAUCGCAGUUAUGGCGGCACUGAAACACUUCCGACGACCAGACGCGACGGUGUCGGGCGAAGGCCAUUUGACAGUCUUCACCAUGGCGGAGCGAGUCCCCGUGCCGCUCUCGCUGAUGCACGACCCGCUAUGUGUGAGCUUCUCUUUCUAUCAUGGAGGUGAAGUGUCGCUUGUCGACGCAACGCUGCAAGAGGAGCAACUGCGCGAGGGUGAACUCAUCAUCAGCAUGAACCGUCACGGGGAAGUGUGCCAGCUUGCGAAGCUCGGUGGGGUUCCCGUCGAUGCGCUCACAUUACUCAGUUGUACAAACACUGCGUUGGUUAAGGUCAAGGACCUGACCGCUCUCAUCAAUAAGAAGCUCGAUGAAGAUGCUAAGAGAAGAAAUCUGGGUGGUCUGAUGACAGAACUCAGUGCCGAGAAUGAGCGAUGA
Messenger RNA from Xylona heveae TC161, 882 nucleotides. RefSeq names its product exosome complex endonuclease 2/ribosomal RNA processing protein-like protein. Gene Ontology annotation, biological process: U5 snRNA 3'-end processing; nuclear polyadenylation-dependent mRNA catabolic process; exonucleolytic trimming to generate mature 3'-end of 5.8S rRNA from tricistronic rRNA transcript (SSU-rRNA, 5.8S rRNA, LSU-rRNA). The record is from RefSeq and is a predicted model, not a curated record. The transcript has 2 exons. The coding region runs from base 1 to 882 and encodes 293 amino acids. Gene Ontology annotation, cellular component: cytoplasmic exosome (RNase complex); nuclear exosome (RNase complex). NCBI's taxonomy places the organism in Eukaryota, Fungi, Ascomycota, Xylonomycetes, Xylonales, Xylonaceae.